Molecule: messenger RNA, 1818 nt
Organism: Hipposideros armiger (great roundleaf bat)
Lineage: Eukaryota; Metazoa; Chordata; Mammalia; Chiroptera; Hipposideridae
Gene: ENO1
Product: enolase 1
Exons: 12
Coding region: 144-1448 (434 amino acids)
Biological process (GO): glycolytic process
Cellular component (GO): phosphopyruvate hydratase complex
Molecular function (GO): phosphopyruvate hydratase activity; magnesium ion binding
Source: RefSeq, a predicted model, not a curated record
CUGAACAGGAAGUCUGGGUAGUCCGUGCAGAGACGAGCUCAGAGUGCCCAGACCUUGAGGCUUAACGCAGUUUAGCGCUCGACCUCCGUGUCUGCAACAGUGUUCUUUCCCGGGCGGCGACGUCCAGCAGUCAGAAAAUCACCAUGUCUAUUCUCAAGAUCCAUGCCAGAGAGAUCUUCGACUCUCGUGGGAAUCCCACUGUGGAGGUGGAUCUCUGCACCGCAAAAGGUCUCUUCAGAGCUGCUGUGCCCAGUGGUGCCUCAACUGGUAUUUACGAGGCCCUAGAGCUCCGGGACAAUGACAAGACGCGCUACUUGGGGAAGGGUGUCUCCAGACCUGUUAAGUAUAUUAAUGAGUUCCUGGCACCAGCCUUGUGCACGCAGAAACUGAGUGUCGUGGAGCAGGAGAAGAUUGACAAACUGAUGAUCGAGAUGGAUGGGACGGAAAAUAAAUCUAAAUUCGGAGCGAAUGCCAUUCUGGGCGUGUCCCUGGCAGUCUGCAAGGCUGGAGCUGUUGAAAAGGGGGUGCCCCUGUACCGCCACAUUGCUGACCUGGCUGGCCACUCUGAUGUCAUCCUGCCGGUUCCGGCCCUCAAUGUCAUCAACGGUGGUUCUCACGCUGGCAACAAGCUGGCCAUGCAGGAGUUCAUGAUCUUGCCCGUCGGGGCGGCAAGCUUCAAGGAAGCCAUGCGGAUCGGAGCGGAGGUGUACCACAACCUGAAGAAUGUCAUCAAGGAGAAGUACGGGAAAGACGCCACCAACGUCGGUGAUGAAGGCGGCUUUGCUCCCAACAUCCUGGAGAAUAAAGAAGCCCUGGAGCUGCUCAAGAAUGCCAUCGGGAAAGCUGGCUACACCGAUAAGGUUGUCAUUGGCAUGGAUGUAGCUGCUUCCGAGUUCUUCAGGUCUGGGAAGUAUGACUUGGACUUCAAGUCACCCGAUGACCCCAACAGGUACAUCACCCCUGACGAGCUGGCCAACCUGUACAAGUCCUUCAUCAAGGACUACCCAGUGGUGUCUAUCGAGGACCCCUUUGACCAGGAUGACUGGGAAGCAUGGCGGAAGUUCACUGCCAGCUCGGGGAUUCAGGUCGUGGGGGACGACCUGACUGUGACCAACCCGAAGCGCAUCUCCAAGGCUGUGGGCGAGAAGUCGUGCAACUGCCUCCUGCUCAAAGUGAACCAGAUUGGCUCAGUGACCGAGUCCAUUCAGGCGUGCAAGCUGGCCCAGUCCAGUGGGUGGGGCGUCAUGGUGUCUCAUCGCUCCGGGGAGACUGAGGACACCUUCAUCGCCGACCUGGUGGUGGGGCUCUGCACCGGGCAGAUCAAGACUGGUGCUCCUUGCCGAUCCGAGCGCCUGGCCAAGUACAACCAGAUCCUCAGAAUUGAAGAGGAGCUGGGCAGCAAGGCCAAGUUUGCCGGCAGGAACUUCAGAAACCCGCUAGCCAAGUAAGCUCUGGGCAGAAGCCUCAGCCCUGGUCACUGGUCCGCCAAUUAGACCUCUGCUCCUGGUGUCCACACGGGCAGCUCGAGGCCCCCAGCCAACGCUGCAGGAGCCUCUGCUAGUUAACUGCCCUGUCCCAUCCCUGUGAGUUCUCACCGCUUCCUUAGAGCUACAACAGCCAAACUUGACAACCUGGAACCCUGCUGGAAACCCUAGCUCUGUAGUCGUGUGAUUGGCCCGAGUCACCGUUUUUGUCACCUCGCUUCCCAAGUGUCGGGAGCCAAGUGUGUAUCUACAUUGUAAUCUCCGAGGUCGUCACAGGCGAGAUCCCCAGUGGUUUUGUGUGCAAAUAAAAAGGCUUCAGUGACCUGUAGGAAUA